CCUGUCCUUUCGCCAGAUUCCUUGAUAGUAGCAGUAGAGAGUUAGAUCAGCCAUGAAGUACAAUCCAAGGGUCUCGAGUUCGAGGCGCAAAUGCCGAAAGGCACAUUUCACUGCACCGUCGAGUGUGCGUCGUGUGUUGAUGAGUUCCCCUCUAUCCUCAGACCUGAGAAACAAAUACAACGUCAGAUCGGUCCCUGUUCGGAAAGACGACGAGGUCCAGGUCGUCAGGGGAACCUACAAAGGAAGAGAAGGUAAGGUAGUUCAGGUGUACCGUCGCAAAUGGGUCAUCCAUGUAGAGCGCAUCACCCGGGAGAAGGUUAAUGGAUCCACCGUCAACGUUGGCAUCAACCCUUCGAAAGUUAUCGUCACGAAGCUCAAGCUAGACAAGGAUCGCAAAGCCCUCCUCGAUCGUAAGGCCAAGGGUCGCGCAGCAGACAAGGCCAAGGGAAAGUUCACUGCCGAGGAUGUCGCCGCCGCCGCUGGACCCUCUCUUCAAGAGAUCGAUUAGAGAAUCCCUUCUUUAUGUUUUGUUCAGGAACAUGGAUGAUUAGUUACAUUUUCUACCAUCUGCGGAUUUGACAAUUGAGUAAUUUCUUGUUGCAUUUAUAUUAAUUCCGACUAUAUGAAAUGAUUUCAAAUUGUUGGCAUCAAGUAGUACAUACAUUGUCUGAUUAUCAAUUAAACUGUUGCAACGUUCAUAACUUUAGCUUUGCA
Messenger RNA from Telopea speciosissima, 714 nucleotides. RefSeq names its product 60S ribosomal protein L26-1-like. Gene Ontology annotation, molecular function: RNA binding; structural constituent of ribosome. Gene Ontology annotation, cellular component: ribosome; cytosolic large ribosomal subunit. NCBI's taxonomy places the organism in Eukaryota, Viridiplantae, Streptophyta, Magnoliopsida, Proteales, Proteaceae. Bases 53 to 508 code for a protein of 151 amino acids. The transcript is spliced from 2 exons. The record is from RefSeq and is a predicted model, not a curated record. Gene Ontology annotation, biological process: cytoplasmic translation; ribosomal large subunit biogenesis.